AUGCCCGCCUCGGAGAAAAGGCAGAGCAAACUCUGCAAACUCAUCGAAGACGAACGGCAGUUCGUGGGCAGGAAUAAGCACCAGAGGCAACGCUAUGUGACCAAAGUGGGGAAGUGCAAGGUCAACCUGGGCAACAUUCAGGAGAAGAAGAGGUUCCUCUCGGACAUCUUCACCACCAUCGUGGACCUCAAGUACCGCUGGUUCCUCUUCAUCUUCAGCAUGUGCUACAUCAUCACCUGGGUGCUCUUUGGCAUCAUGUAUUACCUGGAUGCCUGGAUACGAGACGACGUCAACCACAUCGGGGACACCGAGUGGAAGGCUUGCAUUGAGAACAUCGACAACUUCAUCUCCGCCUUGCUCUUCUCGGUGGAAAGUCAACGGACCAUCGGCUACGGCUCCCGCAUUGUGACCGCCAACUGCUCGGAGGGAGUCCUCCUGCUGAUGGCCCAGUCCAUCAUCGGCUCCAUGAUCGAUGCCCUCAUGGUGGGAUGCAUGUUCGUCAAGAUCUCCAGGCCCAAGAAGCGUGCCCAGACCUUAAUCUUCAGCAAGAAGUGCGUCAUUUCCAGCCGGGACGAGAAGCUCUGUCUCAUGUUCCGCAUCGGAGACCUUCGAGACAGCCACAUGGUGGAUGCGAAAAUAAGGGCCAAACUCAUCAAAUCCAGGCAAACCAAGGAAGGGGAGUUCAUCCCGCUUGACCAGUCCGAACUGAACCUGGGCUACGGCACAGGGGAGGACCAUCUCUUCCUGGUGGAGCCGCAGAUCAUCUGCCACAUCAUCAAUGAGGUCAGCCCUUUCUGGGAGAUGUCUGCCGAGGCGCUGAAGAGGGAGCAGUUUGAAGUCAUCAUCAUCCUGGAAGGCAUUGUGGAAGCCACAGGAAUGACGUGUCAAGCCAGGACAUCAUACAUCGAGAAUGAAAUCCUCUGGGGCCAUCGUUUUGAGUCCUGCAUGACCCUGGAAAAAGGUGCCUUCCAAGUAGAUUACACCAAAUUUGAGAGGACUUUUGAGGUGCAGACGCCACGGCUGAGCGCGCGAGAGAUCUACGACCUGAAGGAGAUGGAGAACCAGGAGCAAUCGACGCUGAACUUCUACUGGGAUCAUCUGGCCCAGCCUUGCUCUUCAGCAGAGCCCAACCAUGAAGCCCAACGAGGAGGCUGCUCCAACAAGGAGGAGAAGAGGAACAACGAAUACCGCAACCACAGUACCAGACUCUAA
Messenger RNA from Notechis scutatus (mainland tiger snake), 1212 nucleotides. RefSeq names its product G protein-activated inward rectifier potassium channel 4-like. Gene Ontology annotation, biological process: regulation of monoatomic ion transmembrane transport; potassium ion import across plasma membrane. Lineage: Eukaryota; Metazoa; Chordata; Lepidosauria; Squamata; Elapidae. Gene Ontology annotation, molecular function: inward rectifier potassium channel activity. The record is from RefSeq and is a predicted model, not a curated record. Gene Ontology annotation, cellular component: plasma membrane.